Messenger RNA from Acaulospora colombiana, 486 nucleotides. The record is from the annotation of a GenBank genome assembly. NCBI's taxonomy places the organism in Eukaryota, Fungi, Glomeromycota, Glomeromycetes, Diversisporales, Acaulosporaceae.
AUGUCACUUAAAGGGAAAAAAAGGAAGCGUGACGGACCCGAAGAGGUCGAUAGCCUCAAGGAAGACGAGAAGGUGGGAACUUCUGUGGCACCGGUCAAAAGACGCCGUCUAGCACUGCUUCCAAAGUCUUCAACGAUCUAUAAGACAGAAUCUGAGCCAGGAAAUGGAGGGUUCCACGAGAUAACCUCACUCUACAACCUCAUUGCAGCCGACAAAACGCGGUAUAUCGAGCUCCUCGAUCAUACGCCCAAGUAUUCGUACAUGUUCCUUCGACCCCGACGUUGGGGCAAGUCAACCUUUCUUCAAACUCUCACCGAUUACUACGAUAAAACGAAGAAAGAUUCCUUCAACGAUAUUUUUGGCGAUCUUUAUAUCGGCAAGCAUCCCACGGCGGACCGAAAUCGUCUUCUUGUCCUUCGAUUUGAUUUCUCAGAAGUCUCUGGUGCCGACACAAAUGAAGGCAUAGAAAAAUCGUUCAAUCGCAUG